Messenger RNA from Zingiber officinale, 3280 nucleotides. Its product is annotated as protein NETWORKED 2D-like. The transcript has 2 exons. The coding region runs from base 255 to 3107 and encodes 950 amino acids. Gene Ontology annotation, molecular function: actin binding. The record is from RefSeq and is a predicted model, not a curated record. NCBI's taxonomy places the organism in Eukaryota, Viridiplantae, Streptophyta, Magnoliopsida, Zingiberales, Zingiberaceae.
CAAACUGGCGAUUGAUUGCUCCUUCCACUUCGGGCGAAGAAACAGAGUCUUCGAGCAUUUUGGAUGAUAUCUUCGCCUCUUCCUCGUCAGUUACAAAUCCCUCUUUUUUUUUCUUUUUUUUAUCUGAUCGCGCAGCCAUACAUUAUCAUCAUCAUCAAUCAUCAUCUUCUUCUUCUUCUUCUCCUCCGAUCCUUUGUUGAUUCGAUCCUUGUUGCGCGGAAGAAAGUGACUCGAGAGGGUGAUCGGAGUUGAGGAUGUUGCAGAGAGCUGCCAGCAAUGCUUACUCAUGGUGGUGGGCGGGACACGUCAGGACGAAGCAGUCGAAGUGGCUCGACAACAACCUCCAAGAAAUGGAUGGUAGAGUGAAAGCAAUGCUCAAGAUAAUUGAAGUAGAUGCUGACUCCUUCUCUAAGAGAGCAGAGAUGUACUUCAAAAGGAGGCCAGAGUUGAUAAGCUCAGUUGAAGAAGCCUACCGGGAAUACAGAGGAUUGGCAGAAAGAUAUGAUCACAUUUCCGGCGAGCUGCACAAAGCAAAUCAUACCAUAGCAACUGCUUUUCCGGAUCAAGUCCAAUAUGCAAUGCUGGAAGAGGAGGAUGAAAAUCCAAAAGCGAUUACUCCAAUUGAUCCCAGAAAGAUUCAUAAGCCAACAGUAGAUGGCUUACUAAAUAAAAGAAGGGGGGAAAGCCAACCAUCCAUGAAAACUCCAGUUAAUAGAAAAAAGGCACAAGAAGAGAUAAUUAAGCUUCAGAAGGAGAUACUUGUACUUCAGACUGAGAAAGAAUUCAUCAAAAGCUCAUAUGAGAGUGGGGUCGCUAAAUAUUGGGAGAUUGAGAAGAAGAUUGUGGAGAUGCAAGAGGAUGUUUACUGUCUGGAAGAUGAGUUCAGCGCUAGUGCGGUUAUCGAAGAUAAUGAAGCCCGGGCGUUAAUGACAGCAACAACACUCAAGUCCUGUGAGGAUGCUAUAUUCAAUUUGCAUGAACAUCAGAACAAAUCAAUGGAACAGGAAAAACUUGAGUCAAGUAGAAUUAAGGCUUCUAGAGAGAAAUUGUUGGCUCUCAAGAGGGAGUUCGGCAAAUUUCAAGUUGAGAACACAGACAAUGCUAAUGAAAAGACACAGAAGAAGUCUACUAUAUUAAAUGAGGAUGAAAAGAGUUUUUCUUUCAACAAAGAGAGCAUACCGCUGCAGUCGCUUUGCGAGAAACUAAAGAUAUAUCUAGAAAGAGACCCUGAUAAUUCUGUUGAGGAUGUUGCAGAAAAAAUUAAUGAACUUGUUAGCAGAAUCACCAGUUUAGAACUCGCAGUUUCACAACAAACUGCAAAGAUCCAUAGACUGCAUUCGGAAAACAAUGAGCUUGAGAAAUAUCUGUUAGGCUUGGAAGAGGAAAAGAUGAUUCUGAUUAAUGAAUCGAAUGGAACAUGUAACAAGCUAAAGCAAGCUGAAGAGCAGUUAAAUAUAGUUGAAAUUCUUGGAAAAAAUGUCCAAGACGAAGAAAUUAUUCUGUGUCAAAAUCUUAACAAAACCCAUGGUAGUUUGGUUGAUAUUUCAGGAAAGCUGCAGCAGUCUCCUUCCCAAGAAGAUGAUGAACACAUUGAGAGUGGAUGCUUGGAGGAUGAGAUUUUAUCUAGUGAUGAACUGAUAGAAUGUGAGGACAAGGAAGUGACCGAAAUUCAUGACCAAAAUGAAAAUUCAUUCCAAGAGAUUCAUGUAACUGAAGAACACUCUAUCAAAGACCACACAAAACUCUAUACGGGCUCUGAUAUUAGUAGCAAUUGUUCAGCUGGAAACCUAACUGAGCAAAAUGAGUACAUGUUCAAAGACUCAUCAGGAACAGGUGUUAACUUUGAUAACAGCACACAUACUGAUACUGACCAAGAAGCUCAACUCGAGGAGAAAGAGAUUUCUGUUGACUUGUACCAACUACUUUUAAAUAGUUUGGAAGGUAGAGAGAAAAUUCUGUUAGCUGAGUACACGUCAAUCCUUCAAAGCUACAAAGAAACAAAGAAAAAGCUAUCUGAAGUAGAGAAGAAAAAUGAAAACUAUCACUGUGAAAUAAUGACACUGUUACAGGAGUUAAAGAAUGCCAGCGCUAUGAAAGAUGAGGAAAUACAAUUGCUAAAACAACAGAUUGAAUCUUCAAAGAUGAAUCCAAAUGUCAAGAUUCCAUCUGAAGCUGGAGAGUCUAGUCACAGAAAUCUUGAAAGCUUGUCGUGCUUCCCUAAGUUUAACAUAGAUAAUGCAAACCUUCAAUGUUCUCAGAUGAUCGAUGAUGCAAAUAUUACAUCAACCACAAGAACAUGCAAAACUAAAUUUGUUGGAGAACCAGGAGGCCUGAUUACAGAACAUAUAAAUCUGCAGUUCAAUGACAAGCCAAAGGACAGUUCACCUAUUGAAGAGAAGUUCAGAAGAGGCAUGGAUGAUUUACUUGAAGAGAACUUACAGUUUUGGCUAAGGUUCAGUUCAUCAUUUCAGCACAUUCAAGAACUGCAAGCUCAAUUUGAAAAUGUACAAACUGAUAUCAAGAGCAUGAAGGAUGUUAUAGCCCAAGGAGCAAGCCAUGGAACCUUCAAUGAUCAAGUUCCUCAAUCAGACUCUGUCCCUGUAGUCUCGAAGCUAAGAGAACUGAAGACUGAACUCCAAGUAUGGCUGGAACAAAGUAUAUUUUUAAGAGAUGAGCUAGAAAUUAGGCUCUUAUCUCUUUGUAGCAUACAAGAGGAGAUCAACAGAGCUACCGAACCAAAUCAACAAUCUGAAGAAUUCCAGCUUUCUCCUUGUCAGGCUGCAAAGUUCCAAGGAGAAGUUCUCAACAUGCAGCUAGAGAACAACAAAGUUGCAAAUGAGCUACAGGCGGGACACAAACAUGUUACGCGUCUUCAGGCAGAAGUUGAGAAAGAAUUGACUAAACUUCAUGUGCAUCUUGAGCUGCCUCGAUUGAUAAAUAACCACCCUCAUCCCUUUAAGCAUUUCCACAGUAGGACUAGAACACCUAGUAGAGUACCAUUAAGGUUCUUCCUUUUUGGUCCCAAGCCUAAAAAAGAAUCCGUAUUUGCAUGCCUUAAUCCAGCAUAUCAAAGAAAUUUUAGUGAUCUGAGGGCAGGCUUUCGUUAAAUGGAUAACAGAUAGUUCCUUGUUAGUUAUAUUGAUGUUACUAGUUGUGCUCUAGUCUUGUGAGAAAAAAGAUUGGUUUGCUUUGAACAGGCUGCAACAGCAUGUUUAUGCUAUCAUUAGCGCAGGUAUGUUCAUGAAUUGUGAUUGUGAUAUGAACAAGUGAAUUCUUUCUA